This is a messenger RNA of Drosophila willistoni, 991 nucleotides long. RefSeq lists its product as uncharacterized. NCBI's taxonomy places the organism in Eukaryota, Metazoa, Arthropoda, Insecta, Diptera, Drosophilidae. Bases 33 to 929 code for a protein of 298 amino acids. The transcript is spliced from 2 exons. The record is from RefSeq and is a predicted model, not a curated record.
UGUUGUAGGUACGAUUCAAUCACUCACUCAACAUGCGUUUCCUGAUAGUCUUAGCGAGUCUUGUGGCAAUAUGUGCCGCCAUACCCAAUGUUCAGAACAUACAAGAGCGUCUGCGUCAAUUUGCGGACAAGAAUGGUGACAUUGAGCUUUUCGCCGAACCGGAAGAGGGUGUGGUUGAUGUUGCUCCUCAGUUUAUUGUAUCCUGGCAGGCACGUCGUUUUAUUCGCAAACUUCAAAAGCAAAUGGAAUGCGGUUGGCCUCAGUAUGGUAUCCCAGCUUUGGCUCCCCUUCGUGUGGAAGAGGCCAAUUUGGAUUUCAAGCGUGGCAUAUUCGAAACCAUAAACCAUGUGUUCCGUUUGAAGAUCGCUGGCUUGGAUGAUUUCGCUAUUAAGAAGUUCAAAUUGAAUAUUAUCACAUCCAAGGUCACUUUCGAUUUCCUCUUCUCGAACAUUGAUACCACCGCACAGAAAUAUGAUACCGAUACUCUGAUCGAUGCUUUGCGCCAAUUGGGUCUAUCUGUGGAAUAUGAGGGAGCUGGAGAAAUUCUUUUCGAUUUGAUUAACUUGCGCAUUGCUGGCACUUUGAAAUACAAAUUGCCCAUGCUGUGGGGUUCCGCCAAGAUAACCUCAUUGAAGACAACCAUCUCCUUGGAAUCAGUUGAAUCUGAUAUUACCGGUUUCAUGGGCAAUGGCAAGAUCAAUCGCGCCAUCAAUCGUCAAUUGGAGAAUCUGCUUGUUAAGGGUAUCAAUGAUAAUCAGCAAACCAUUUCCGAUACCAUUGAGGACACUUUGGUGCCACGUGUUAACAAAAUGCUCAAGGGCAAGGACUUUUGGACUGUUGUCGAUUUGAUUCUGUCGAGCAGUGAGGGCGAGAGUGAAGAUGAUCCAAUUGUUGUUGAUUGUGUUCCAGCUGCCGAUCCCUGGGCCUAGAAUGGGGGUUAAACCACACAAAAACUUUGCAGAUAAUAAAGCUUGAAACAGAAUUUUCGUAA